AUGUCCUCAUCGCACCCUCUCAAGCUAGAUGUUGUCGACGAUGAGCUGCGACGCGAGAAACGGGGGAAGCAGCUGGCGACAGCGGCCGUGGACACGAUGAACGAUGUACGGGCGAUUGAGCGGGCGAAAAAGGCGCAGGAUCUGGUGGAAUUGAAGCUCACAAUGAAAAUGACCGAUGGCGCUUUAUCACUUAGUGAAUUCAAACGCUCCCUCCCACUCCUCUCAGCGGCAUCUCUCGCGCGCAUCGAACAUGAGAGGCAUCUCGCUGAUUUGUGCGCUUAUCCAACUUGCAGUAACCGACCACGCGGGGCUUAUGGCAGUGCGCGUGACACACUACGCAUCGAUAGAAUAUCUCUCUCCGUUUACUCGCAGAAUAGCAGUACAGAUAUCGCAUUCUGUGGCUCGGUCUGCCAACAGCGCGCUCAAUGGGCUCGCACGCGCUGUGUAGGCAAGGUCGAAAGCGAUACCAGUCUGCUCGUUGAUCGAAACCCUCAUCAGCGUGUCAAACUGUUGGAGGAACAAACACCGACACAGUUUAUACACCCGGCGAUAUCGUCGAACACCCCCCUUCUUCCAGCACCACCAACACCACCAACACCGCCAACACCGCCAACACCGCGAAUAACCAUGCUCAUGCACGCGUUCGAUGGAGUGAUGAAGCACACCAAUAAAAUUGUCACCGCAGCAUGUAUCCUCACCCUCAUCACUCACCCUUGCUUCUCCUCGAUCUACGCCAUGGCUGGUGCCGGUAUAGCAGCGUUGAUUGCUAAAACACUCAAACGGUUCAUCAUCCACCCGCGCCCCUACCCUUCCUGUAAACACAACGGUAUGCCAAGCACACACUCAACGGUAGCCGGGUGGCUAUUCGUUAACCUCCUCAGUAGUGGUAGUGCUGUACACCCAGCCUUGAGGGUAGCGGGACUGCUCUACCUCAUUGCCAUACCCAUCUCACGCAUCACUUUAGGCCUACACAGUUGUGUGCAGGUGUCGUGCGGUGCGGCGCUAGGUGUUGUGCUCGCUCUAGGCGCUAUCUACUUUCGGCAAUUUGUCUUGAGUGUUUACUAG
Wallemia ichthyophaga EXF-994 is the source of this 1065-nucleotide messenger RNA. RefSeq lists its product as uncharacterized. Bases 1 to 1065 code for a protein of 354 amino acids. The record is from RefSeq and is a predicted model, not a curated record. The transcript is spliced from 2 exons. Lineage: Eukaryota; Fungi; Basidiomycota; Wallemiomycetes; Wallemiales; Wallemiaceae.